AUGGAAAGCAAAAAAUUGGAUGCCUUGUCAAAAACGACUUCACAAGCUGUUUCGAAACCAGUCCAGAAACUAGUAUCGAAAGGGCAAUCAAGUGUUUCCUUUUCUAAGAUAAGCAGGGAAAAUGAGCAAAAAGGUGCUAUACCAAAGAAUAUAAAAAAAACUGAUUUGCCGAAGGGGCAACCAAAUAUGUCCGGUUCAUUUUCGAAGAUCUCAAAUGAGAAUUUGCUUGCUUCACCAAUAAGGGUCCCCAAAUCUGAUUCAGAGGCAAUCCAAAAGAGUGAUAUGACCGAAAUGCAACCAAAUGUGGUUGCUUCGUCUUCAAAGGUAAGGCGGGAAAAUGAGAAAAGGGGUGCUAUACCAAAAUGUAUCCAAAAAACUGAUUUGCCGAAGAGACAACCAAAUAUAGCUGCUUCAUUUUCGAAAAUGAACUUGUCAAAUGAGAAUUUCUCUGCUUCACCAAUAAGGAUCCCCCAAACUGAUUCAGAGGAAAUCGAAAAGAGUGAUUUGACAGAAGUACAACCAAAUGUUGUUGCUUCGUCUUCGAAGAAAUCUAAAUUUGCUCAAGGCGGUAGAAAGAAGGAUACUUGCCAGUCUUCUGAACCUUCUACCAGUUUGUCGGUAGCUAAGCAAUUGGAGGCUAAGAAAAGACAGGAGAAAGAAGACUAUAUGACUAAAAAGUGGUUAGAGAGUGAUAAAAAAGGAUGGGAGUUCAUAGAUAAAGGUGCCAAUGAUUAUGAAUUUCCAAUCGAAGAUCCAUCCGAAUAUGAAGGACACGAGUUCAUAGAUAAAGGUGCCAUUGGUUAUGAAUUUCCAAUCGAACAUCCACCCGAAGAUGAAAAACUCGGGUUCAUAGAUAAUGGUGCAAAUGAUUAUGAAUUUCCAAUCGAAGAUCCAUCCGAAUAUGAAGGACUCGGAUUCAUAGAUAAAGGUGCCAUUGGUUAUGAAUUUCCAAUCGAACAUCCACCCGAAGAUGAAGAACACGGGUUCUUAGGUAAAGGUUCCAGUGAUAUUGAAUUUCCAAUCGAACCUCCUCCCGAACAUGAAGGGCUUGAAGUUUUGGGUGUAGAUAACCCUGAAACAUGGGAUGAAGACCAUUUCAAGUAG
Argiope bruennichi is the source of this 1104-nucleotide messenger RNA. RefSeq lists its product as uncharacterized. The coding region runs from base 1 to 1104 and encodes 367 amino acids. The record is from RefSeq and is a predicted model, not a curated record. The transcript has 13 exons. NCBI's taxonomy places the organism in Eukaryota, Metazoa, Arthropoda, Arachnida, Araneae, Araneidae.